GCACCAUGGUCUCCGUUCUGGGUUCGAUGGUCACGCUGCUGUGGUUAUCAAAUGUAAAAAUGUCUGGUUCUGGAAGAAUGCAACUUGUCAUGCUAAAUCUGAAACAAGCAAGAAUCUGUGUUGCAUGAUUACCAAAAGUCGUCCAGUUUUGACCAAGUCGGGAGGGAGUUUCUCAUGCAGGACAGACAUGAGAGAGAUCGCACAGAAUCUGUCAUGCUAGGUCCUGCAUUCCAGACCUCAUGGAUCAUGGAAAAGCUGCAUGACAAAUCGCUCAUUCUUCCAGACCCAGACAUUUUUACAUUUGAUAGUGGUACUUUUUGGUGUUUCGCAACCCGGAGACGCACCUGAACUACCGGAAAGCGUUAUUACAAUGAAUAAUGCCCCCACCCCAGAACGGGGGAGUAUUUGUAAUGCAAACCCUGCCAAAUGGAACAUUCGGCCUCUUGCAUCUAUCAGCAUCACAGAUUUUCAAUCCUGCAUAGCAAAAAUUUGUAUUGCAAAAGAUCCCAGCAAGUGCGGCGCUUGUCAUGCAAGCGAUGCUGUUUACGCCUAGACUCUGCAUCAGAAAGAUUCAAUUAUAUUUUUUUCGCAUGGCGAAAAUUUGGUCCGCCUGACUCCAUGACCUGGUGGCCGAACCAUGUGCGGUAAGGUGCCCUUACAGGUUGUGUAGUGGUUUCGGUCGGUUUAGCAUCACAAAUUAUUGCAACUUUGGGUGGGGGCAGUUUUCAUUGUAAUAAGUGUCGCUGAAGACCGGAAUCGACGCCAAAAUGCGGGACAUUUGCCAGCACGUGCCGGGACUACUUUUCGGGGUCAGUGAGGUGAUCCUGCGGAAAAGAAGCGAGAGGUGCUGGGCCGCGGACGUGGCAGUUACAAUACCGGAAGGAGGAAGUAGAACAACCCAGGCCGGACAAAACACGAUGAACAUGUUCACCAGCAGCUACAUCUUCGGCGGAGGAGGUCCUCUGCAAUUAUGGCCUGCUGGCGAAGCAGCUGGACGGGAGCAAGAGGGGUCAUUUACUUUAUCUUUUUCCUCCGUUUUCGGUGGUGGCGAAAAUGAAAUGGGGACGUCAGUGCCAGCCAUCAACCUCCUGACCGACACCGUCUCCACACUGCUGCCGUAUUUUGCGCUGCAAGCCGCGUUUCAGGUCUACUACUUUUCCUUCAUUUUCGUCAAUUACAAACUGACCAACUCCUGGCCCUACGCGAUUCUCGGAUAUGUGCACAGCCGGGGCGUAAAAGCGUGGGCGCUGUUUAUCAGUUGCUGCUACGUGGCGGCGCUGAUUCUCACCGCAGUCGUGGUGCUGGUUUGACGGAAGAACAGAGAAGGAUGGUGGGUUAUGAAAAGCAGAACUAGGGCUGUGCUGUAAGUUAGUAUCGAUCAUCUUCUAGUUGACCGUAGUCUAUCGUAUUUUCAUCGCACAUUUUAUACACAUACCUACGUCUUUCACUCAGAAUUUUGUACCAAAAAGCCUAAGUUCUCGAGGCCCGGUUUUUUGAAAGCAAAUCCCGGGGCUUCGUUCAUGAAUUCUCUUCUCAAAACGAGGAUAGCGAUAGACGCAAAAAUUUUACUUAGUCACAUCAUGUUGCUAGUUACGUCAUUUUUAUCAACCUUUUGAAAAGAGAAACAGCAUAAAAAAAUCUCUCUAGAGGGCUACCGCAGAUACGUACCGUGUCCGAGAUGGAUAUAAAAGUAAAACAAUGUGCUGUUUCAUCAAGUCGCAGAAAAAUAACACGUCGUUGUAGUUCUUGCAGAAGUGCUCGUAAAAAAGUAGGAUGCUGAAAUCGCACCGCAGGGCUUCUUCAAAUAACUCGUUUUGAACAAAGCUGCUGAAGUUGCGUACGGAGGAGUAAAAGUCAAUGCGCUUAAUGUCAACCGAAUUUUCACGGUGUGAAGACAAUCAACGACG
This is a messenger RNA of Amoebophrya sp. A120, 1907 nucleotides long. NCBI's taxonomy places the organism in Eukaryota, Dinophyceae, Syndiniales, Amoebophryaceae. The record is from the annotation of a GenBank genome assembly.